Molecule: messenger RNA, 554 nt
Organism: Zophobas morio
Lineage: Eukaryota; Metazoa; Arthropoda; Insecta; Coleoptera; Tenebrionidae
Product: MIP18 family protein galla-2-like
Exons: 5
Coding region: 40-540 (166 amino acids)
Biological process (GO): iron-sulfur cluster assembly
Cellular component (GO): cytosolic [4Fe-4S] assembly targeting complex
Source: RefSeq, a predicted model, not a curated record
UUCUAUUUAAAAGAUUAAUUUGUAUUAACUAAAAGUAAAAUGGCAUUAGAAAACGCUAGCCCUCUUGUAUAUCAAGUUUCCGAGGAAAGAAAGAUAACUCCUUCGGAAUUAGAUGAAAGUGUACGAGAUCCUUUUGACUCGCGUGAAGUCUUUGAUCUUAUCCGAAAAAUUAGUGACCCAGAGCACCCGAUGACUUUAGAACAGUUAAAUGUGGUUAGGCAGUCUCAAAUAAAAGUGGAGGAUGAAAACAAUAAAGUUGACAUAACCUUUACGCCAACGAUAGAACAUUGUAGCAUGGCUACACUCAUAGGAUUGUCAAUACGUGUACAGUUACUCCGCACUCUACCUAGCCGUUUCAAGGUAAAUAUAACUUGUCAUCCGAAGUCUCAUAGAACCGAAGAUGCAAUUAAUAAGCAGCUUGCUGAUAAGGAACGUGUUUCUGCCGCUUUAGAAAAUCACCACAUAUUAGAAGUUAUCAAUCGGAGCUUACUUACUACGUUACCAUCUAAUAAAGUAAAGGCAAACGAAUUUUUAUCUUGAUCUUCCAAGAAAAA